Molecule: messenger RNA, 1194 nt
Organism: Saccostrea cuccullata (small rock oyster)
Lineage: Eukaryota; Metazoa; Mollusca; Bivalvia; Ostreida; Ostreidae
Exons: 3
Coding region: 1-1194 (397 amino acids)
Source: RefSeq, a predicted model, not a curated record
AUGGCCACCUGCGCAUACUUAUCGACAGAGGAGACGACAAAUGCCAGCAGAGUAUGCCGACUUCUCCUAGGUCCGUGUACAGAUGAAUUCCGUGAUGUUCUACGCAAUAAAGUUCCUCCUUCGACAUUAACUCACACCCUGCAACAAAGUAUUAGAACAGGAAAUUCUCCUCGUUUAUUACCAAAUCAGAGAGACCUUGUUUUACCAAAUUGUGGACAAUAUACUGGAAAUUAUGAUGAUAUGGACAUUUCGCUUUUGUACACAAUAUUGCGAAAUAUCUGUAGCCUGCCACCUCCCUCUAGAGGAUGGGGUAAAAAUCCAGAUCCUUCUGACAGGUUUGUCUCUGCUAAUAUAGAAAGGAUCCAUUUAGCCAGGAAUCAAUGCGGGCAUUCUUCAAGUUCGCUUCUCUCCAAUUCAGAGUUUUCGUCUAUCUGGAAGACACUAAGACUGGCAAUUAAAAAUCUAGACAACGCAUUCAUUACUGAUUAUGCAAAAGAUGUCGAUUUUCUCCUUUAUGAAACAAUGGAUCCUAUAUGGGACCUACAUUAUCAAGAGGAACUGAGAAAACAAUUUGAAAAUGAUAGAAAGACAAGGGAAAUGCUUGUCGAGCUUGAAAGAACAGUGGAAGAUAAUACUAUGCGAAUUUCGAAAACAGAGGAUAAAGUACAGGAAAUAAGUGUCCAACAUAAGGAUAAGUUAAAAGAAUGGAAAGUUGAAUGUUCCAUGUAUCAAGAAACCCACAGUUUCCCCUCAAUGAUGGAAAAGGUAAAAACUAAACACUUUGUGACAUUUGUUGGUGUCUCCGGAUCCGGAAAAUCAGCAACAGCUCAUUACAUCGCUCUCAAACUCGCAGAAGAAGGAUACCAAGUCGUACCAAUAAAACAUAUCAAACAGAUAGAGGAAUACUCUGACUCAAAAAAUCCUCAGGUCUUUGUCAUUGAUGAUGUAGUCGGUCUUCUUGGCCUUGAGAAAGCAAAAUUAUAUUUUUUGACAGAAUGUCAACAAUUCAUUGAAAAUCCAUGUAUGGAUAAAUCCAUUACUUUAAUGACUUGCAGAGAGAAUGUAUUUAACGAGGCCCUUAUGAAUCCUUAUGAAUCCUUUUUCACAAAGGAGGAAAAUGUCAUUAAGCUUCAUGAUACUGAAAAUGCAUUAGAUGAAAAUGAUAAAAAGUUGUUGUUCAAAAAGUAUGGUUAG